Molecule: messenger RNA, 1503 nt
Organism: Daphnia carinata
Lineage: Eukaryota; Metazoa; Arthropoda; Branchiopoda; Diplostraca; Daphniidae
Product: aquaporin-3-like
Exons: 8
Coding region: 317-1276 (319 amino acids)
Biological process (GO): glycerol transmembrane transport; water transport
Cellular component (GO): plasma membrane; basolateral plasma membrane
Molecular function (GO): glycerol channel activity; water channel activity
Source: RefSeq, a predicted model, not a curated record
UAACCCUUGCUGCCAUCUGCUAACAACUAGCCCGGAAGCAUUCAUCUCUCGAUCCUGACGAGGUCUACUUGCCAUCAGUCGUCUGUCAGCUUUGAUUUGGCUUUCGGGUACAAGGUAUCUCGAGAUCGUCAAAAACCCUCAGUAACACCUGGUACAUACCUCAACUACACCAACCACUGUUGGUAACGGUAAUUUCUGGAAGGAUUCCCGUUCGUCCAGAUUCUCAGAUCUGUCACUUUUAACAUCCACGUUUGCACUCUGAACUUUCUAACGGCACAUCGUCUUGUCUUACGUCAACACAGUCGUGAGGACAAGAAUGCAAUCGAGAUGUGCCAUCCCUCCUCUGGUUCGAGCCGCCGUUGCCGAGUUUAUUGGCACUUUUGUACUCGUUACUAUUGGCAGCGGUAGUGUAGCUCAGUCGCAGUUGACCGACGGUGAAAAAGGCGACUACUUCACCAUCAACUGGGGAUGGGCUAUAGGAUGUUCUUUAGGAAUCCUCGUAUCGGCUAAAGCAUCAGGUGGCCACCUAAAUCCGGCUGUGACAAUGGCUCUUGCAGUGGGCAAAGAUUUCCCCUGGAAACGGUUACCUGUGUAUUGGUGUGCCCAAUACUUGGGGGCUCUGGUCGCGUCGGGGACAGUCCUAGGAGUCUAUUACGAAGCCAUAGCCAUGUACAAGGUUGACGGCCAAUUCCGAAUAAACGCAAAUGCUUCCGAGCCAGGUUCAGCCGCCAUUUUUGCCAACUAUCCAGCUGCACAUUCCUCGGUUAUCACCGGCCUUAUCGAAGAGAUUUUGUGUACCACGAUAUUCAUGCUCGUCAUUUGCGUCGUGACCAACCCGAAACAUUUGAAAGUACCUAGUUACUUGCAGCCACUUUACAUCGGCUUCACCUUGUUGGCAGUUGGCGUGGCUUAUGGAUCCAAUGGAGGCUACGCCUUGAACCCGGCUCGAGAUCUGGCUCCACGAUUGGUUUCGUAUCUUGGUGGAUGGGGAAAACGAGUGUUUAGCUUCCGUGGUUACAAUUGGUUUUGGAUUUUUCUUGUUGGACCACACGUGGGAGCUAUUCUUGGAGUCGGCAUAUUUCAUUUCCUCAUCUUGGAAAAAGACCAGACUCCGGAAACAACGAACGAAAUAAAUAGCUCACAAGCGCCAAUCAUCGAAUACGAAUAUCAAAUGGACAAUGGGCUGGACAACAAGCAGAACUUCAAUAAACUACUUGAGCGACGAUUACCUUAUCGCAAUGGUGAAAAUGCUGGGAGCAACAUCACACAAAUUUGAAAAACGAGUUUUUACCUUGUUGCUUUUCGUAACCUCAAUAUUUUAUAAUAACUGAUUCGCGUCGAACUAUUCUUGUGAUAUGUCAAAUUUUAUCCGGUUUGAAUUUUCUUUUACGAUGUUGAAUCGGCCCUGGAGCAAAAUAUUUUCAUUUUAUUAUUUAUGAAUAUGUAACUCAAAUUAUUUCAUUGCUAGUGGAUAUUGCCCGAAUUCGUUCAACCAGUUUCUUG